Epinephelus moara (kelp grouper) is the source of this 1048-nucleotide messenger RNA. Its product is annotated as arrestin domain-containing protein 3-like. The transcript is spliced from 6 exons. Gene Ontology annotation, cellular component: cytoplasm; plasma membrane. The record is from RefSeq and is a predicted model, not a curated record. NCBI's taxonomy places the organism in Eukaryota, Metazoa, Chordata, Actinopteri, Perciformes, Serranidae. Bases 4 to 951 code for a protein of 315 amino acids. Gene Ontology annotation, biological process: protein transport.
AACAUGCCAGACAAUGUCAAGAGCUUUUCAGUGGGAUAUAACCCCAUUAACAAAAGUGAUCAUUUCACCAGUGGUGACUUUAUUACAGGACAAGUUACAUUUGAACUGUCCAAAGACUGCAAAAUAGAUUCACUCUGCGUGAAGCUGAAGGGAAAAGCACAAGUCAAAUGGCGCAGCAGAUAUCGAAGACAAGUCCGAGCAUACUCUGACAAACACAAGUACUUCAGUAUCAAGCAAUUUAUCAUUCGGAAGGACCGAGGUAACAAUGUUGUUAGCCAGGGCAGCCAUGUCUACCCAUUCACUGUUCAUAUCCCUGUAAAGGACCUGCCGUCCUCCUUCAAGGGCUCGUAUGGAAAGAUUACGUACAGACUGGAGGCGAAUCUGAGCAGGUCGAUGAGAGUAGACACCAAAGCAAAGACGAAGUUCACUCUCCUCCACAAACAAAGCCUUAACGGUGAUCCACUGCUGAUGACUCCACAGCAAAGCACCAUUAAUAAGAAAAUGAUUCUCUGUACGUCGGGGACGGUUGGCAUGGAUGUCAAUAUUGAGCGGACAGGUUUUUACCAAGGGGAAAGCAUAAAGGUCAUGGCCUCCAUUCAGAACAGAUCAUCUCGUGAAAUCAAGCCCAAAUUCUGUUUGUAUAAGAAGUACAGUUACUUUGCAAAGGAGAAGAGGAGAGUCGAGACCAAAGACAUCCUGAAGGAGGAGGGGGAAGUCAUCCCGCCUUCUGCAGGCCAGACUGUCACCAGGAUCAUCACCAUCCCUCCCACCACGCACGCGUCCAUUUUAAACUGCAACAUCAUCAAGGCAGAGUACAGGCUCAAGGUCUAUCUGGAUGUCAAAUAUGCUCGAGACCCCGUGAUCAAGUUCCCCAUAGUCAUCCUGCCGGCUUUACAGGAGCCUGAUAAUGAGGAGCAUCCGUCUGCUUUUACAUCAUCCAUGUUUGGUUAAUUGCUGUUAUCCAGGUGGCAACAAUGAUGACGUGGUAUUAGUAUUUAGGAUGAUGAUAAGAACAGUAAGAGAGGAGAGGAGGGAGCUGAUCAGCUGC